AUGAAGGUUUCGACCGUGCUACUUGUGCUGACGGCCAUUGUUGGAGCCGCGGUUGCUGGUCCGAUCUCGAUGAGCAACAACAAUAUCGGUGAUAUUGUGAAGGUGGACGUCGACGCCGAAGUGGACAUCAAAAGUGAGAUCAAUGUCGAGCUGAUCAAUGUGAUUGCGGAGCUUUUGCUCGAGCUGCGUGACGUUAACGUCAACACAUGCGGUGGUUCUUCGUCCUCAUCCGAAUCCGAUUCGUCCGAGGGCACCUCGGAGGAAACCUCGGAAGAAACAUCGGAGGAAACAUCGGAGGAAACGUCUGAAGAAACAUCUGAAGAGACGUCUGAGGAGACGUCUGAAGAAACAUCGGAAGAAACAUCGGAGGAAACAUCAGAGGAAACAUCGGAAGAAACAUCGGAGGAAACAUCGGAAGAAACAUCUGAAGAGACGUCCGAGGAAACAUCGGAAGAAACGUCCGAAGAAACUUCCGAAGAGACGUCUGAGGAAAUUUCCGACGAAACAGGAUCGCAAGAGGUUAGUACUGAACCGAGCACCACGACCGGAACGGUGGUUCCGCCGCCAAGUACGACGGACUUUGAAACAACCGAGGAAACUACGUUGGACGGCGAGACGACGACCGAAAUCGACUUCGAGCAAACUACUGAGGAUCCUCAACCGUUUCAGGGUCUGGUACGAGCCCUGGCAGAAUCGAAACCCAAGGGCUAUGAUGCUCCCGGUUUGACGCAAAAACAGAAGGAACAGCUGUGGCAGCAGCAUGUUGAGCAGUUGGUUCAGCGACACAUGGCCGCUCGGCAGUAA
Molecule: messenger RNA, 804 nt
Organism: Anopheles darlingi
Lineage: Eukaryota; Metazoa; Arthropoda; Insecta; Diptera; Culicidae
Exons: 1
Coding region: 1-804 (267 amino acids)
Source: RefSeq, a predicted model, not a curated record